Drosophila subobscura is the source of this 4201-nucleotide messenger RNA. RefSeq names its product homeobox protein abdominal-B (gene Abd-B). Gene Ontology annotation, molecular function: DNA-binding transcription factor activity, RNA polymerase II-specific; RNA polymerase II cis-regulatory region sequence-specific DNA binding. Gene Ontology annotation, cellular component: nucleus. The record is from RefSeq and is a predicted model, not a curated record. Gene Ontology annotation, biological process: regulation of transcription by RNA polymerase II. Lineage: Eukaryota; Metazoa; Arthropoda; Insecta; Diptera; Drosophilidae. The transcript has 5 exons. The coding region runs from base 1388 to 3007 and encodes 539 amino acids.
GUCGUCGCAUUGUAAAUUUGUGCUUCGCUGUGUUCGGUUGGAAGGCGUGCGGGCGUCCAAGCAACAACAACUACAACUACAACUUCAAAGAGCGACAGCAACAGCAACACCGAAGCAGCCACAGAGGAGGACGGACCUGGACUUGGGUGUUUCGUAUUCCAAUUCGUAUUUGUACUCGUAGUCAUAUUCGUAUUCGGUUCCCAUUCAGUUCUGAGUGCUGUUCUCGCGCGACUCGAAAAUAAGUUCAGCCUUCUGGAAUUCGAAUAUUGCAAAACGGAAAAUAAAAUCAAGUAUCUGGAUCGCAGAUAGCAGAUCUCAAUCACGAAUGGACCGAGCCUGAACGGAGCGCGAAACAGCAGCGAUGGGAAUAAAAAAUAGCAACAUUUUGGUUAACUGUUGCAAGCGCUGUGUUUAAUUGUUUGUUUUGGUCGUAAAAUUGGAUUUUAUGACCGACAGCAUAAGAAGCCAGCCCAAACAGUACGCAAUGGAAAUGAGUCCGCGAUUUGUGCCGGCAAAAAACUAUCACAACACCAACAGCUGAAAUUGUCCACAAUAAUAAACUGUAAAAUAUUUAUUUAGCUGAAAGACAAUAGCCGGACGGAAAGUGAAAAGUGUUCGACAAAAUCGGAAAAGAACUGCAAGCGACUGAAUUUGGAAAAUCCAAUUUGAAAAUAUUGCUCCGUUUUUUGAGCACCAUGAACACCCUGUGCACUCCACUCCCCGUGUCUCUUUGACUUUCGAUCGAAGCAACUUCCGCCCCCUGCCCCGUGCCCCGUUCCCAACGCAAUACGUGACUGUGACUCUGACGUCGACUCUCUUCGACCCGCUCUUUACUCAGGACGCGCGCGUGUGUGCGUGUCGAGUGCGUGCAUGAGGCGCGUCUCGUCUGUGUGUGUGUUUGUUAGUGUGCGUGUGCCGUGUGCCGUGCGGCGCGGUUAAACUAUUGGAAAACGGUUUGAUUGCGAAUCAAAACCGAAUCGCACCGAACUGAAUAGAAUCAAAUUGAGAGUGCAAAUACAUCGAUUCAAAACAAACCAACAGUGCAACGUGGGAGAAAGAAAGAGAUAGAGACAUUUUGGGCCUUGGGUCGGUGGGUCGAGUCGAUCGCACCACAACACCCAACACCCACACCGCCGAGUGCAGCCCCAUCCACACACGUUCCGUGUGUGCUUUGUGAUUUUCGCUGCAACCGCUUGACUGAAACGCGUCCAAGAUAACCAUAAAUAUUCCACCUCUCCCCCAAACCCCAACCAUCCCGCUGGCGUGCGCUCUCUACGACCCCCACGAUGUCUCGGCAGUCGGGUCGCACGCCGCUGCCGGGGCGUGGUGGGGGCAUCACACACACCCUCACCCACACGCCCACCCGCAUCCGCAUCCGCAUCCUGCCAUGCAGCACCACCAUCAGCAACAGCAGCAGCAGCAACAACAACACCAGCAUCAACAACAGCAGCAGCAGCAGCACUUGCAGGAGCAGGAGCAGCUGCAACAGUCCUCUCAGCAUCUGCAUCAACUGCAUCACCAUGCGCACCACCACCUGCCUCAGCCCCAGCCUCUGCACUCCGCCAGUCUCCAUCAGAGCGCGCAUCCCCACCUGCAGCAGCAGCACUCGGUUGUCUCCUCUGCGUCGGUUGCGUUGUCCACUCCAUCCUCGGUGCUCCAGCAGCAGCAGCAACAGCAGCAGCAGCAGACUACGCCCACCACACAUUCCACGCCCACGCAUGCCGUCAUGUACGAGGAUCCCCCACCUGUGCCAAUCGUCGCCGUGCAGCAGCAGUCGGCUCUCCAGCAUCUUCCCGCACCCCAGCAGCAGCAGCAACAACAACAGCACCAGCAGCAGCAGCAGCAACAACAGCAGCAGCAGCAACAACAGUUGGCAACAACACCGGUGGCUGUCGCUCUCAGCCCUGCCCAGACACCCACUGGAUCCUCCGCCCAACAGCAGCAACAGCAGCAGCAGCAGCCCCAACAGCAUCUCACAUCUCCCCACCACCAACAAAUGCCCCAGCAGCAGCAGCAGCAGACACCGAAUAGCGUACCCAGUGGCGCCUCGUCAGGGCUCCAACAGCAGCAGCAGCAGCAACAAAAUUCUGCGGUCGCAUCUGGCCAGGCCCAAAUUGUGGCGCCGAGCACGGCGAGCGUUUCUCCCUCCAGUGUUAGUUCCCAGAAAGAAGACAUCAAUAUGUCCAUCCAAUUAGCGCCACUUCAUAUACCCGCAAUCAGGCCUGGGCCCGGCUUCGAGACGGAUGCCUCGGUGGCUGUUAAGCGGCACGCGGCCCCCUGGCCCUACAAUGACGACGGCUUCAACCAGUACCACGCCUCUGCCUCACAAUACUAUAUGGAACAGCGCGACCGCAAGCCGAUGUUCCCCUACUACCCAGAUACCCAGUUUCAGCCGUACUGGGCCAACUACCGUGAUCAGCCGACCUCCGCCGCAGCAGCGGCCUACAUGAGCGCCACCGACGACCGCCAUGUGACGGUGAGCGCGGCGGCAGCGGCGCGACAGUCGGUGGAGGGAACCUCGCAGUCCAGCUACGAAACGCCCACCUACUCCUCUCCAGGGGGACUGCGCGGCUACCCGGGCGAGGCGUACUCCAGCACAGGAGCCUCCGGCGGUCUGUCGGUGGGUGCUGUGGGUCCUUGCACGCCCACCAAUCCGCUGCACGAGUGGACCGGCGCGGUGUCGGUGCGGAAAAAGCGAAAGCCCUACUCGAAGUUCCAGACGCUGGAGCUGGAGAAGGAGUUCCUGUUCAACGCAUACGUGUCCAAGCAGAAGCGCUGGGAGCUGGCCAGAAACUUGCAGUUGACCGAGCGUCAGGUCAAGAUAUGGUUCCAGAAUCGACGCAUGAAGAACAAGAAGAACUCGCAGCGGCAGGCUAAUCAGCAGAACAACAACAACAACUCCAGCAGCAAUCACAACCACUCCCAGACGGCUCAGCAGCACCACAACAACCAUCACCUGAAUCUGGGUCUGAGCAUGGGCCACCAUGCCACCAAGAUGCACCAGUGACCUUUGGACAACAGCAGCGCCAGCACCAUGGGCUUCCCCACCUACUAGCAGUUAGCCAACCCGAAUCCGAACCCACACAUGAACCCCAACCCGAACCCAGUUCCCGAACCGAACGCCCAUCUAAUCAAGAACGAGCUGGCCUUGGACUUUCCAUGCUAGCCGAAAGACUCGAACCAGCUCUGGGCAAUUCGGUCAAAUGUACAAAACUCCUGAGCUGUUUUAGGCCAGGAUGACAGGGAAGGGGAAGGGACGGGACGGGAAGCGAUCUGGGUCUGGGGAUGGAGAUGGAGAAGGUAGCCCUGGAAUGAGCUGGCGUCGCUGUUAACCAAAGCAGAGCGGCCCCGAGGAGAUGCGAAGAUAAUACCUUAAAUAAAAUGCAUAUAAUUAAUAAGUCAGUGCUUAGAGAUCGGUUAACGAGCAGAAGACACAACUGGCAAGAACGACACAACCAUUCAGAACAGAUACCCAUUUGCAGAUAGACGAUAAUGGCAGCUUAGUUCAGUAGUUGAAUAUAUGUAUGUAUGUAGUAAUGUACGGGGAAGCAGAAAAGGAUAAACUUCAAAUUGCAAUUUGCAUGAAAAUAUAUGUAUGUAUGUAUAUGUAUAUCUAUGAAGGCUCUCAUUAACCUAAGCGAGCAUUAUGAAUUUUCAAAACUAUAAAUAUGAAUAUACCUAAACAUCAGUGAAUAUUAACCGUAUAAAUUAUGAAUAACAAGCGUUCGAGUAGUAGAUUUUACCAUAAUUAACUUUGUAAGUGCAGCUAGAUUGCAGCUAAAUUAGGUUGAGCACAUCGUAGACCCAGAAAAUGUUCUUGAAACAACAACAACAAAUUGUUUAACAAUUGUCAGUCGCCUCACCCAUCACCCAUCACACUCGCACACACACUAUAACCCUUGCCCACACCCAGAUAGAUAUUGCCACAAUUUAGGAUCAAUUUUGUCGUGUAAUGUUCGUUGUGUCGUGUCCUUUGAUACCUUCUAAGUUCCUGUAUAUAAACUAAGACAUUGGGCCGCAGAAAACACUUGAGAACCACUCUAUGGAAAGCAUACACAAGAACAUAUUAAUAAUGAUGUAUAAUGAAAUUUCGAUUCGAAUUCGAUUUUAGCAAAUGGUAGCCCCGUAAGAUUUCGAUGUGUGCAUGUUUACUCCAUAGUUAAAGUCGCUUUCGAUCUAACGUAACUUUAAAACAAACAAA